AUGCUGCAUCUUCCACAAGAUAUUCAGCUCUGCAUCGUGGGGUAUUUUUCCACUGAAACAUUCAAAGCGCCAGAACAACACAAUGCCUGGAAAACUGCUACCAAAACUCUUUCGAGCCUAUGCUUGACUUCAAGAGGAAUGUGCGCACUCGCACAACCACUACUCUAUCGAACUUUUGUCAGACUGUCGAAAGGCUCAGAACCAGACAUACAUGGAGUGGUCGGUUCUGAUAUUGGAGUGAAAGCAACCAAAACACUGGAGCUAUUCAUACGUACCUUGUUGGAUCGACCUAGCCUGGCAGACCUAGUCUGGUACAUUUAUUACGAAAAAUCUGACACGCCCGAAGAGGAUACUCGAGCACUGGACGAGACUUUGUUGAGUAAAUGUCUUGAGUCUACACAAAGGAUACCUGCUUUUGAUCCAGGAUCAGAGAAUUAUGAUUGGCACGACACAUGGUGCUCUGAUUUGGCGAAAGGCAGGGAUGACGCAAUAAUAGCUCUUCUCCUAACAUUAGUGCCCAAUCUCAAGCAUCUAGACAUCAAGUCUUUCCGCAUGACGUUCAAUCGACAUUUUGGCGUGCUGGUAAAGCAAUCUCUCGGCAUUGCUUCGUGGGUCAAAGACGAAAGUAGUUCUACAGCCAGUGUCCCGAGCUUCAAACUUGUUACUUCUGCACCGCGUCCAAAGGCAUAUCUUCCAUUUAUCUGGCAGCUGGAAUGUUUGUUUCUUCGUAAACAGAACUGGAGGCAUUCGAAUGUUGAUAUAGUGUAUAUGCCCCUCUUCUACAUCCCCACGCUUAAGUCUCUCAACCUCAUCAACACAUGGGAAUUUUUCAAAGACAAUGCGGCCAACUAUCAGAUGCCACCGUUGGGGAAUGUACAACACUUGCGAGUUGAAGGCGUCGAAUCCUGCUCACCUGGGCUGGUCACGCUCAUUGGAAACUGCAGCAACUUAAAUUCGCUCGAGUAUGUGUCAACGGGGUUUUCCUUUCUCGAAGCUAGACUUGAUCAGAAGUGGCUUGACGUUCUGGAAAAAAGGGCCAACACUCUCAAACGACUGCAGUUGAUUUUGUAUUACACCGAUUACUAUUCGGACGGCAUGGUUGACUCUAUCAGCCAAUUUGACCUUCGAGGACUCUCGCAGCUCGUUUUCUUGGAAAUAAGCCAGGACAUAAUCAUCCCUGAGUUCAGUUCCCAGAGAACAGAAUUAUUAGAUUUGCUGCCGAGUUCGUUGGAAAGUCUGGUUAUACGCGACAUUGAUGUCACGUUCACAACCACUUUAUCGAGGUUUGUGGAACAAGACGGCUUCCGAUACUUUCCUCAACUGCGAUAUGUUGAGCUUGUUGAGAAGGAGGAUCUCGCCGGGCAUUGUUCGAACAGUACCGAGUCAUCAGAGAACUUUGACAUCGAUCGAAUCUCAUGGUCCGCUGCUCGCACUCAAUUGAUUGAGAUGUGUCAGAAAGCCGGUGUCAAGUGUAAGGUCUGA
Messenger RNA from Aureobasidium melanogenum CBS 110374, 1482 nucleotides. RefSeq lists its product as uncharacterized. The record is from RefSeq and is a predicted model, not a curated record. Bases 1 to 1482 code for a protein of 493 amino acids. Lineage: Eukaryota; Fungi; Ascomycota; Dothideomycetes; Dothideales; Saccotheciaceae. The transcript is spliced from 2 exons.